AUGGCAUUCUCAGGUGAGCCGUGGGAUUCUGCUACAGUAUAUAGACACUACUACUCUACUACUACCCUCAUACAACCUCGCAUGCAACCCAUCCUACCAACAACCAUGUCUUCACCCGCAACUCAAUACGUCUACGUCCCCAACCUAGUUGGCGGACAGAUGCUCAGGAUCCCCAUCGAGGACGUCGAAGCCGAGGGCCAAAUCUCCAUUGCCCAACAGCCCAUCGCGAGCCCAACGCUCUCUUCACGAUACGUCCGCGACUCGUCACCGUCGCCAAGCAUGGAGAGCGUUGACGACACCGACGAGUAA
Alternaria rosae is the source of this 309-nucleotide messenger RNA. RefSeq lists its product as uncharacterized. The coding region runs from base 1 to 309 and encodes 102 amino acids. Lineage: Eukaryota; Fungi; Ascomycota; Dothideomycetes; Pleosporales; Pleosporaceae. The record is from RefSeq and is a predicted model, not a curated record. The transcript is spliced from 2 exons.